UUGGACAGGGAGGUAGGAUCUCCUGCCUCACCAUUUUGUGAAUUUACAUGGAAGUGAUACACAUUUUUUUUGUUUUUCUUUUGUCUUUUUAUUAAUUUAUUUUUUACUUCUGUGUGGACACGGAUAGAUGAUUCCCCAGUUCAGCUCCUGUGUCUCCAGUGAAACAAUAGAAUGUACCUGGGAGCAGGGAUUGGUGUCACACAAGCACACACAGGGCAGUCACAAUCAGGAAAUCCCUGGGACUCGUAACUCCCCUCAGGCAACGUGUCACUGCCCCUCCCCAGGAAUCCUGUGCUCUUCUUACUCAAGUCACAGCAAGGUGCAUGGCUCGCAGCAGGUGACUCCAGGAACUUUGUACACAGAGAAUCUACCGUCUUUUAUCUGUUGCAGAUCGGUUUCUGCAGGAUCCCUGCCAUCUGUGCGACUGCAGAGCUUCGUCACGGUCUGAUGGAUUCAUAUAUCGCUCACCUAAAGAAGUGCCUGAACAACAUACACAAGGUAAUAAAGAAGGCCAAUGAUAUCCUGUGCAAUAUCAGCCAGCCAGCAGUGUGCAGUGAAGUGCUGCUUUCUUCUCGUGGAACAGACUACAUCUCAGGGGUUCUGGAGGUGUAUAGAGUAUCAAAGCGAAUGGAAGGUGGAAUGGCCAUGCAUAAUAUAGAGCCCAACGGACUUAGAAUCAUGUUUCGAGAUAUUGAAUUAACCUGGAAUAAUCUGCAAGCCUUUCUUGCCAUGUGCCCCUGUAUUCUCCAAAAGCUGCCACCACCAUCAGUUUUGAAUUGCACCACUGCCACGCCCCAUUUAGACACAAACCCUUGCCUUAGUAGGUGUUGUGGUAUCUGCUUGCUAGAAGGACUGAAUGAAGAGCAGAUUCCAGAAGAGCCUGCGGACAGUUUGCAGGAGCACAAAGGGCACCUUUAUCAUUCAAGCUGUGCCAACUUUUGGCUGAACUGUGUGGAUUCCACUCUACCAGUUUUGUCUUGCCAUAGUUCCUGUCCUUUCUGCAUACAACAGAAGAAUGAGAUACUGUGACCUGGACCAAUACUAUUGGAUACGUGCCAUUUAAGGUGGUAGCAUGUAACGUACUGUAUUGAUUUGUUUAGACGUAUCCUAUUAGAGGUUUGAAGUUUAAUAAAACAGCAUCCCAUAGUUAUAAGUGAGGACAACAACAAAGCGAGCGGUUUGGGUCUAAGAUAAAUAAGUAUUGAAACUUACAAUAGUUAUAUUUUUCAUGGCUGUAAAGCUGUCAUUUAAUUCUACCUAACCUCAGGAAUUCUUGGGACCUGAGGUUUUCCAGAUACAGUCUUUCCAUAAUUUGGAUCACCGUACUUUAAAGGACAAGGAAACUCCAUUACAAAACAUAAAAGAAUGUUCGCCACCCCCCCUUGUGAAUCAAUCAUCUGUAAUAUGAAAGUAUGCACUUUGCAUUUUGAGGCCGCCUUCCUUCUUUCCGGAUUCAUCAUUUGCUACGUCACAAAAACAAUUUGGGCAUGUGUGAUGAUCCCUGCUCACAUAAUCAUUGUAUCAAGGAUCGCAGAGUGACUAGAGCACUUGCACUCGAUUCCAACUGCAGCGAUUGCACAAGCGUAACGGUCUUAGUCUCUGAGAAGUGUUGCUGUGGCUGUGAUGUACAUCAAUCCCUUGGGUUUGUAUAGCUUCUGGCAAAAGCAUCGAAACAAGACAUUAUCUGUAAGUGCCUAAAGUGUCCUUGUUAUGCUCCCUUUCAGGACAACAUAAUUUAUUUGGGGGGUUUCCUUGUCUUUAAGUCUACAUAAAAAUAUUUAAAACAAAAUGUUUUGCCACCUACAAAGAAUUUUAACAAAAAUAAGUUUUACUUUCAGUUUUACUAUACUGAUCAAGUGCAGGAUUUCAAUGUUACUUUACUGUGCUAGUGAACAGUCCUGGAGUGGUGUAAGGAGUCCCUGGGAAAACCUUAGAGAUGGCAGUUUGGCACUUAAAGGAAAAGUACCAUGGGCAGGUGACAUUUUUAACACUGGCUUGGGGUCCAAAGUUAGCAAUUUAGUUCACUGGGAGGCACACCAUAUAAAAUAAUUUAUAACAGUGCUCAUAAGACUAAACCCGUAUUCAAAUGAUUUUCCUACUCCAAACACAUCUAUUCAGUGCAAAAUGUGCCUUUAGACGCAAGUACGUUUAUUAAAUGGCACAUAUUCCGUUAUGACUGCAGCUAACUUUGGUGCAAAGUUUGCUAUAGGUCAUAGAAACCAAUCAGCAGGUAGCCUUUACUAGUCGACUGUUUAAAACAAACAUAUGGCUCAAAGGACUGACUGGAACCAGAAAAUUCACAGCUCUGGCAAUAUUGUUUUUAGGCAGGCACUGUGUGUUUCAAGGGGUUCAUUGGAAAUAAAUGACAAAAGUUUGGGCUUUUAGAUGCUGCACAAAAGAAAGUUCAUCGUAUUUAUUUUGCGUAGCGGACAACAAUCAUGGAGACCUAAAGAAUCAAAUGUCUGGGCCCCAGUGUAAAAACAUACCAGAUAUGUAAACAGCAAGGUAUACCUGUAUUUAGCACAUCUGUCCCAAAUUUGUGUUUCAAAUCUGCUAAUUCCUCUGGGCCUGGGGUCUCAUCACAGACAUGUAGGUUAGAUGUUGUCGUCCAAGGAAUUAUGGCUCUGGUAGAAACCAGACUAGUACAUAUCAAAAAUAAAGCAAUUUUAUUUUUCUA
Molecule: messenger RNA, 2677 nt
Organism: Xenopus laevis (African clawed frog)
Lineage: Eukaryota; Metazoa; Chordata; Amphibia; Anura; Pipidae
Product: synergin gamma
Exons: 7
Coding region: 448-1029 (193 amino acids)
Source: RefSeq, a predicted model, not a curated record